UGGUAGGGCAGCAUGGUCGUGGCGAGAGUAAAUGAUCAGUACAUUUUUAGGCUGUUAUUUUGAAAAGUUUUCUGUUUUAUACAUUUUAUAAGCUAAAGACAAUAACCUCCUUCUCAGUGGUGAAAAUGUCAAGUGAAGAAAUUCCAUCUGUUGCUUUAGAUGCUGUUUUGAAAAAAUCAUCUACAUUGCCAAAAGUAAAAGAAUGUGUCAGAGGCUAUGAUUUUAAUGAUGGUAUUGAUUAUUCAGCUCUUCUUUCAUCAUACAAAUUAUCUGGUUUCCAAGCAACAAAUUUUGGUUUAGCAAUUGAGGAAAUAAAUAAAAUGUUAUCAAGUAGGGAUGUGCCUCUAAAUACAGAAGAUUUAGACACAACGGAAACUGAUCCUUUUAUUAAAAGAAAGACAAAUUGCACCAUUUUUUUGGGAUAUACUUCCAACAUGGCAUCUUCUGGAAUCAGGGAUACUAUAAGGUUUCUAGUUCAACAUAACAUGGUUGACUGCAUUGUGACAUCUGCAGGAGGUGUUGAGGAAGACCUUAUUAAAUGCUUAGCUCCAACUAUGCUUGGAAGCUUUUCACUUGAUGGAGCACAACUUAGAGACCGUGGCUUAAAUAGGAUUGGUAAUCUAUUAGUUCCAAAUGAUAACUACUGUCUGUUUGAAGAUUGGGUUAUGCCUAUUUUAGAUGAAUUAAAAGAAGAACAGAUGUCUCAGCAUACUGUAUGGUCUCCCUCAAAAAUUAUAACAAGAUUAGGGGAAAAAAUAGCAAAUCCAGAUUCAAUCUGUUACUGGGCUGCAAAAAAUGAAAUCCCUAUCUUUAGCCCUGCAUUAACUGAUGGCUCAUUUGGAGACAUGGUUUAUUUCCAUUCUUACAGAAAUCCUGGACUUAUUAUUGACAUCGCUCAAGACAUACGCAGAAUAAAUUCUAUUGCAGUGAAAGCUUUGAAUUCUGGCAUGAUUAUUAUAGGAGGUGGUGUUAUAAAGCAUCAUAUUUGCAACAGCAAUUUAAUGAGAAAUGGUGCUGAUUAUGCCCUAUAUAUCAACACAGCUAAUGAAUUCGAUGGAAGUGACUCUGGAGCAAGACCAGAUGAAGCAGUUUCUUGGGGAAAGAUUAAGAAAACUGCUACUCCUGUAAAAGUGUAUGCUGAUGCUACAUUAGUGUUUCCUUUGCUUGUUGCAGAAACCUUUGCAAAGAAAUUCCAUGAAAAAAAUAAUCAUGCAUAAAAUCUUCUAUAAUAUUUAUUUUAAUUCUUUGUUACAUAAAUCAAAUCUG
Molecule: messenger RNA, 1266 nt
Organism: Uloborus diversus
Lineage: Eukaryota; Metazoa; Arthropoda; Arachnida; Araneae; Uloboridae
Product: probable deoxyhypusine synthase
Exons: 10
Coding region: 126-1217 (363 amino acids)
Biological process (GO): peptidyl-hypusine biosynthetic process
Cellular component (GO): cytoplasm
Molecular function (GO): deoxyhypusine synthase activity
Source: RefSeq, a predicted model, not a curated record